Messenger RNA from Umbelopsis ramanniana AG, 709 nucleotides. RefSeq lists its product as uncharacterized. Gene Ontology annotation, molecular function: nucleic acid binding; nucleotide binding. The transcript has 3 exons. The record is from RefSeq and is a predicted model, not a curated record. NCBI's taxonomy places the organism in Eukaryota, Fungi, Mucoromycota, Umbelopsidomycetes, Umbelopsidales, Umbelopsidaceae. Bases 57 to 383 code for a protein of 108 amino acids.
CAAGAAAAGCUACAGCAAGUGCGACUACUGUGAAUUUAAGUCGUUAUCAGUCGGAUAUGGGUUGGUCGGGUGGCUCAGCCAUACAAGCUGGAAGGCAGCAGCAAAGCAAUGAAAGUCAGCAAAUCAAAGACAUCAAGGUCAAAUGCCUUCAAGAAAUGAAAGAAAAACGGAGACAGCUUGUGAUAUCUCAACGUUUAGCUCGUCCAUCGACUGUGUUCACGGACACACAACUAAAAAUGAUGGCACAGCGUUUACCAACCAACAUGCUCCAGUUCCUUCAAAUUGAUCCAGACAACAUUACCGACGACAAGUUUGAACGCUAUGGAUCCAUUUUUCUUAAUAUUUGUAAGGAUCAUGCCGCCAUGGUGCAAUCGUUGCAGUAAUAAAUAUUGUAAUAUAGAAAUUCCUUCUGUGCAUAUCUGUCUCAUACCCUUGGUUGCUUCCAUUUUCCUGGAUAUAAAUGUUUUAUUUUCAUCAGUUGGGUUUGAGAACAAUAUUACAAAUACUGUUUCAAGCCUCAUCGAUAAUACAGCCAUCUCCAAAAAGAGCUUAUCCUUCAUUCCUGUGUGGUCUCUUGGUUACUACCUUGAGGGUUGACCUGCCGUCCCAUCACCUCUAACAUAAUUUGGUUGCACAUCUUUGCAUAUGGGUUCUCAUUUACUGUAAUUGAUUUUGCGAUUGGGUUUCCGAACUUAGCGCCUGGUGUCCA